Messenger RNA from Musa acuminata subsp. malaccensis (wild Malaysian banana), 605 nucleotides. RefSeq lists its product as uncharacterized. The record is from RefSeq and is a predicted model, not a curated record. NCBI's taxonomy places the organism in Eukaryota, Viridiplantae, Streptophyta, Magnoliopsida, Zingiberales, Musaceae.
CAUUCUUCCCAUCUCCAAUUUUCCGCUCCGCUUCUUCUUCUUCUUCUUCUUCUCAACCGGCAGAAUGUAUACUUCCAUCGUCGCCUGCCCAUCGCUCCACCCUUCCUCGUUUCCAGCCCGACCGUCGGACCGUCACGCCGGACCGCACCUUCCGAAUCGGCAGAGAUCGAUCGAAGUCGCGGCAGGGAGGGACGGCUACGGAUGGGACUACAGCGGCGGCGGUGGGCUUGUCGACGAGAAUAUGAUCGUGCUCAGGAAGAGGAUCCACGAGAUGAAGAUGGCCGAGAGGAAUUAUGAGGCGCCGUCGGAAUGGAUGGACUGGGAGAAGCGCUACUACGCCAGAUACCACGCCGACGUCUCCGACGUCCUGUGCUUGUUGCAGACCCUACUGAUGAACACAAGGCCUAGCGUCGCCAUCGGAUUGAUGGCGGUGCUUGCGUUGAGCGUUCCGACGUCGGCGAUCUUGAUCUUGUUCCAUCUGAUCCAGGCCUCGAAGUGGAUUCUGGCCGGAAUGCAUCUCGGUUGAGUGGCGUUUAAUGUCUGUGUACUCCACCUGUUCCAUAGCUUUAUAGAAUAUUACAAUUAAUUCGUUCAGUCCUGCCAUA